AUGGAGGCGAAGCAUGCCCCAAAAAGAAACAUGCCAGCAUCAGAGAACAACGAGAAGGUCGCCUCUCCAAAUGAGAAGCCACCAGCGUACGAGAACAAGCAAAAUGCACCUACAAUCAACAACAACGAGAACGCUGCCACAGACAACAACGAAAAGCCAGCAGAACCCGUCAAAGAGAAGACCGCCUCCGAGAAAGCCAUGAUGAGAUCCGAACCCCCGGAGGAACCAAUGUCACCAGAGCAGCGCAAGAAAUGGCUCGUAUCCCGAAACCCGAAGCAGCGAUCUGCCGCCGCCGCCAUCCCGGGACGAAUGUGUCGAUGCAAGUCAUCCAUCUGCAUGGUCGACACCUUCAAGUACACCUCCCUCAAAGAGCUCAUGUUCGCUAAACUCGCGCUUCAGCAUCCGGGCCCGGAAACCAGAGAUAAAUUCGAUGGGUUCUUCGAGCAAUACGCAAGGGAUAUUGAUCGUAUGACGGAUGAGGCGUUCCAUAAUCGCUAUCCGUGUGGAAGGAGAGGCUCUGCUUCCAUGAUCUGGUCGCAGGAGAAUUCAGUCUGGAAGAAGUGCUUCGGCGAGUUCGUGCCCUUUCCCGGCGUUCCUCCGCUCAAAGGAAAGGAGUUCAAGCUUACGUACCGCUCAUUGCAAGAUCUUAUCUGGUGUCGUAUCAUGCAUGAAGGUAGCACCGCGAACCCGCUCACCGAACAUGAGAAGUGGAGGUUCGAGGAGAAGGCCAAGGAGUGUCUGGAGACUGCUAAGGGCUCUUACUUCGGACAUUCGCCUCAGCAUCAAAUGUAUCGAUCCGAGUUCCAUUUGUGGGGUUGGUACUUUCCCGGCGAACCAUUCCCAGGAGUUGACCCUGAGCUGAGAAAGAAACCACCAGCGCGACCAGACACCCCAUCACUUCCUCCCCCACCACAAAAUCCACCACCUCAACGUCGUCAACAGCAAUAUAACUCAAGCAGCAGUAGUGGUGGAUGUUGUGUGGUCCAAUAG
Messenger RNA from Glarea lozoyensis ATCC 20868, 990 nucleotides. RefSeq lists its product as uncharacterized. Bases 1 to 990 code for a protein of 329 amino acids. Lineage: Eukaryota; Fungi; Ascomycota; Leotiomycetes; Helotiales; Helotiaceae. The record is from RefSeq and is a predicted model, not a curated record. The transcript is spliced from 3 exons.